AGGAAAGUAAAGAGAAGGUAAAAGAUAGGGCUUAAUUUUGGUUCAAUCUUUCGUUCAGUUUAAGAGGUUAUCGAGGUUAUUGAGCGGUCAAUUAGUAUUUAAUAUUUUAUGAGGCUAUGGUAAUAUUUGUUAAAUAUGCUGUUUUACUGCUUAUUUCAUUUACAUUUAAGAACUUUUGCAUCAGCAAAAAAUGUGCAGUGCAACUGUUUGUGCAUGAACUCUUCCCUGAGAUCCAUUUAGGUACUCACGUCUAGGACGAAGCGUGAGGAUGCCGAUGGCGUUCACCGUGGAGAACGUGGAGAUGGCGUUCACCGCGCAGAACUUGGAGAUGGCGUUCACCGCGGGGAACGUGGAGCAGGUGGUGACGCAGUUCUACGUCGCGGACCAGACGACGCAGGCCAACAUCCACCAGUGGCUGGUCGACGCGCAGAUGUCGCCAGAGGCCUGGCUGUUCGUGUGGGAGCUGCUGCAGCCCAACAAGGCACCAGAAGUCCAGUUUUUUGCAGCUACAACACUUCAUGCAAAAGUUGUGAAAUCGUGGCAUGAAAUUCCAGUUGAUCAGUAUGAAUCACUGAAGAGGCAGAUAUUGCAAUCUAUUUUGAAUUAUUGUAUGGGUCCAAAAAUAGUUCUGAAUAAAUUGUGUAUUGCUUUAACUGCGUACGUGUUCCAAACGCUGACAACCCACUGGCCCAGUGCCAUCCCGGAGUUGCUGGCGACCUUCCAGCCGUCCAACCUGGUGGACUUACCGCCUGCCCGCACCGUGUGGAUCUUGCUGCAGAUACUCACCGUCCUGCCGGAGGAGUUCCAGAAGUCUCAGCUGCCUCAGAAUCAUAAAAAUGUUGUCCGAAAUGAACUGCAGAAAAAUAUUCCGUUUGUGUUACCACUGGUGGAAAGCGUGUUGGCGACAAACACGUCAGGAGACGAGUUGAGUUUCGACGUGACAAAGCAGACACUGUCGUGUGCAUCAGCGUGGUUCCAGUUGGGCGUUCCUUUGCCAGACUGCGAGAGACUGGCUGAUCAUCUGAUCUCAUCGGUUUUCCGAGCACUCAGUUUACCGCCUCACCAGUCAUCCAGUUUGGUCGACUCGGCCCUCGACGCCCUCUCGAACAUGGUGACCCACCCCGACUCGCACCGGUAUCCUCGCAGUUGCAUGCAGAUGCUGUCCAAGUUGCUGCCACUCCAGCAGAUCAUUCAGCUGAAAACUGACAGGGACGACCAGGAAAUGCGAGGCAGCAUCUACAGUCUGUUCAUAUCGUUCGCCGAGAACCACUGCAGACUGCUGUUGGACACGGUACUCAUAGAAGGGGAGGCCAAGAGCAACGUCCUGCAGUUGGUACACCUGAUCCUGGACUGCAGCAACAGUCCAGGGGCCUAUCCCACGGAGGAGAACACCAGCCAGCUGGCCUUCGGAUAUUGGUACAUCUUGCAGGAUGAUAUAAUAGGCUCGGAGCCAGAGCAGCACACUCAGUACCUGUCCUUGUUCGCGCCGGUGUACUGCAGACUGGCUGAGGUUCUCCUGCACAAGUCCGUGCUACCAGACAAUGACGAUGCGUGGACGUGCGAAGAGAAGGAAGCGUUUCGCUGCUACAGGCAGGAUGCGGCAGACACGAUGCUGUACUGCUACAACAUCCUGCUGGAGCAGCUGCUGCGGCUGCUGCUGGGGAAGCUGGAGGAGGCCCUGGAGCAGCACCAGGCGGACGGCCGGCGCUGGCAGCCGCUCGAGUCGUGCCUGCACGCCUUCUUCUCGGUGGCGGAGAGCGUGCCCGUGGGCGAGGCUCGCCACCUGCCGCGCCUGCUGGCGACCCUGCAGCGCCUGCCCUUCCAGCGGCUCGACAUGCGGGUCGUGUCCACCUGCCUGGACGUCAUAGGGGCGUAUGCAGAGUGGAUCAACGCUCACCCCGAGGUCCUCAACUGCGUCAUCCCCCUGCUGGUGAUGGGCCUCGGCACGCCGCAAGUUGCCCCGGCAGCCACCAUGUCCCUCAAGGACCUCACCCGGGACUGCCAGAGCUCCAUGGCGCCGUUCGCCCACGUCAUUUUGCAGGCUGUCCAGGUAUCUCUUCGGGGCAACAGGCUGAAAGUGAAUGAAUGUGUUCGACUGAUGUACACGGUUGGCAGGCUACUUUCAGUGCGGCCAAUGGAGGAAAUAAUGAACUACCUGAACCAGAUGCUCAUGCCAUACGUGGAGGAACUAUUGGCUCUCACAACUCUUGAGGCGAACGGGGUGGUGAAAGCCGGCAUCCUGCUGCGGCUGAAGAUGCUGGGCAACUUGUUCUCGUCGCUGGACGUGAAGGCCCCGAGGGGGGGAAGCGAGUCGGAGGGGGACCAGAGCGGGCAGCCGGCCAGCUCGGGGGGCGAGACGCAGCCGGUGCUCCUGGUGCUGCAGAGGGUGCUGCCCGUGUUCAGGGCCGUCGUGGACCGGUGGGGCGAGGACGAGCAGGUUCUGGAGGCUGUGUGCAGCGGUUUGAAAAACGCAGUAUCAACGUUGCUGGAUGACAGUCUUCCACUUCUGUCAGACAUGACACACAUGCUGGUGAAGGCGUAUCACUCUCGGCCUCACACGGCUGUCCUGGACUUGGCUAGGCAGUUAAUUGUGAUGUUUGGGAAAGACAAGACACAGGCGGCAUUAAUGGAGUCACUGCUGCAAGAGAUAUGCUCAGUGACUCUUCAGAAGACCAGUCCUCCUGCUUGCGUGAAUCUGUCGGAGCAGACAGACAUAUUGGAAUACUUCUUCAACCUCCUAGCCCAGCUCCUGAAGAAAAUUCCCGAUUUUUUUGCUCUGACCAGUGGCAUCGACAGAGGAAAAGUAUUCCAGUGUAGUAUUCUAGCGUUAUCCGUCCCAGAAGCACCAACUGUGAAAGCUAGUGCAUCGUUCCUUGUCAAUUUCAUUUCUCAAAGCAGAGAGAUGCCAUCACUCUUUAGUGUUGUACAGUCCUGCGGUGAAGUUUUGACUCGCAGAAUCCUUCGAAACAUUGUGCAAGUUGUGACGGGCGGAGAGGAGCCGGCCGGUGCAGGAGGGAGGUGGCUCGUGUCGGCAGGCGGGGAGUCCCCGAGGUCCGUCCUGGAGCACCUGGCGGACGUGCUGCUGGCCUUGAACAAGAAGCACGGCGACAGCCUGAGCCGCUGGCUGCACGGCAGCCUGCUCACCGACGCAGUCCCCUUGCCGCGCGCCUCGCCGCAGCAGAAGGAGCAGUUCGUCAAGAACGUCCUCAAGGAGAGGGCGAACAAGCGCAAGCUGCAGGAGACGGUGAAGGAGUUCUCGCUGGUGUGCAGAGGUUUGAUUGGCACCGAGUACGGAGCCCAAUCGUCUCCGUUCUUCUAGGGAACCCGACUGACUGCCCUGCGCAUGGCACAUGUUAGAAAGCCCUCCACAGGAGAAUCUUUUCUGGUUAGCUUGAUCUGUUGUAGCGUGGCUGUAUUGAACCAUAAGCAUCAUGGUUUUUUUCUUCAGUCAUCGAUGUCUCAUAUGAUAGAUGAGUUAGCAGAUAUUUAUUUAUUUUUAUCCAAGGGUUACAUUUAAAUGGAGGAAUUUCAUUUUGUCAUAUCAUGACACUGAUGAAAGAUUUUACUCUUGACAAUUCUAGUAGGUUUAUUCUUGUUGUUCAACAUAUAUUUUGACCUUCAUAAUGUGAAAGUAUUUUUUUGGCUAAUACAUGUAUAUGAUGAAAUAAUUUUUAGAGAAUUUAGCAUUUAACACUAUAAUGCAACAAGGUAUUGACCAACUUACCUAUAGUAUUUACCUGUGACUGAAGAAAUAGGGUUUCCAACUUUUCCAUUUUAAAAAUUUUGAAGUUUUAGGAUUGAGAAAAUAUAUUUUACUUUCAUGUGAUGGUAAUUUUCUGUGAUACUGUACUUGUAGGAUUGUCACUAUAUAGGUCAGGAAGUUUAGGUUUGAUCCUAAUCCUGGUUAGGGAGAGAACUUUUCAGUGCAUGAUUAUAUUGUGAUGCUAAGGUAGAGUCAUCCCUAUCAUCUAGGAUCUUUAGAUUCUUUCAAAGUAGCAAUACAGAUUUAAAUUAUUUUCUAUGAAUUGACUGUCCUGAAUAAAUAUUUUGAAGUUAAUAUAUUUUGAUAAUUAUUUAUUGUUAGUGUUUUUAUAGCUACAAUUUCAAACAUGAUGCCUUUUAUUUCCAAGUUUUGUGGUGUGAAAAGUAGGGAUGGGUCGAUUCCACAUUCCUUCGAUUCCGAAUCCACAAUUUUCCUCGAUUUCAGGUUUGAUUCCAAUUGUAAUCAAUCUUUCUUUCUAAAUGAAAUUAUGGAAAUUCAAGCAAAAGGUUAACCUAAAAAAUAACAGUUAAAAAGUCUAAAUAUACAUACAUUUUCUAAAAAAAUGUACGUUUGAAAAGCUUGCAAGUAUUGCGAAAUACAUAAUUAAAACUGAUCAAAAUUCAUGAUUUUGCCUUGGUCUUUAACGGUUCUGAUUGUUGUGUUUCCAUUUAUUUACGUCCGUGAACAUUCAUAUUAAAAUUAAAACACUAACUGAUCAUAUUUUCUGUUUAUCGUGAUUAAAAUUCACAAUAGAUAUAAUAACGCAGGUUAUCGUGGUAACGACAAAAGAAACAUCAACACAAAACGUGAAAACAGUGCAUGUUGUAAAAAAAUUUUGUUUAUACAUGGGAAGCAACAUGUUGUGCACAAAAAUAAAUCUUUGGCAUUCAAUGUACAUAAUGACUUUAUUUCCACGUAAAUCCAAUUUUUAACUAACUUCUUUUAAGCGAAAAAUAUUUACAUAAGAGUAUCAAAAAUAUACUGUGAAAUUAGCUUUAGUGUACGAAAGACUGAAAAAAAAUACAACUAACAUGUUUAUGAAUAAAUCAGUUGGCUAGCCUGCAUUGAAUUAUUUACUUUAAAUUGGCGUUGUGAUUGCUCGUUGACGUUGGACGUGAAAGAUAUUAUUUGAACGAGUGGAAAGAAAAUGUUAAUGUUGUAGGUAUUUAUGAAAUAAAGGUGUUAUAUUGAAAUGAGUUACAAUGUUUUCCCUGCAAGUAUAGAAAUCUAACUUUUUUUAGUACAGUGUUAUGGAUAAAUGUAGGUGAUUGCGGUUGCGAUCUAACCUUAAAAUAAUUUACAGUUUUUUUAGUGUGUUAGUGCUAGACAAGUUGGGUAAGCACUUAUCAGCUUACUGGCUGGAAAAUACACACUUGUAGAAAGAAUCAAUUUCCAUCCAAGUUAUCAACAGUUCAUUCUAAAUAUGAUAGAUUCCUUAUAUGGUACAAUUCCUCCUUACAGCUUGAGAAUCAAUGGUUCCAAUUCCAGAUAGAAUUGGUGGAAUCGAAGCAGAAUCAGCAUACCCAUCCCUAUUAAAAAGUAUUGAUGUCAGACAAAAUCCAGCAUAUUAAGAAGCUUUGGAAUCUAUUUACACACUAUUGUGGUAAUAAUUGUAUACCUACAUAAUUGGAGGAAAAUUUAAAAUCUGAUAAACUUUAAGCUGUUUUUCUUUCAUCUGAUCAUAACAGAAUUUUGAAUGAGAUGUGUGUUUUAUCUAAGCUUCUUAAUACGUAAUUGUGUAUCAUAGGUAUUUAAAAAGUAAUCAGUAAUCACCUUGUAGUUCAUGAUAUCUUUAUGCUAUCAGCCUAUCACAUGUAGAAACUAAAUAGUGGUUUUGUAAAAUAACUGUGCAAUGUACAGUAAAAGUCUACUAAGAAGUUCCCAUUUUAAUAAGUUUUUCUAAAUAACAAGCCAAAAUAUUUAAGUUCCAUAAGAAACUUCUAAGCAGAGUUUUACUGUUUUUAAAUAGGUGACUAUCAUUCAGAAAUGUUAGUUUUGAUGUUGUAUUUUUACCUGUAAGUGUGUUGGUUAUGCCAAAUACGUCCAUGUGAACUGUGGAGGUUGUGUGUUAGAAUGAGAAGUAUUUUGUGAAUUUUCAGGGUGUUGUGCAAUGUUACUGAAAUAUGUUUGCUGUAUCUGGGCACUAUUUUGACAGUUUUGAAAGAUGCAGAAUGUGUUGUGUCAGGGCUGUAAAUUUUUUUUUUAUUCUCAAAAAAUUCCUAACUUUGCUUGUAGGAAAUAAAGAAAGUUAGAAUGUUGCACCACAGUUUAUCCUUUAGAGUGACGCUCAUUGGAAAGUGGCCACCAUCAAUGGACAAACAGCAGUCUCUUUUCACAUUUUCACAGUGUGCCGCAGGUUGGGUUAAAUUGGAAACAUGACUAUGUCCUUCUGCUACAGCUUGUGCGUUUCAUCACACUGGGAAAGGAAUAGGCAAUGGUUUGGUCUAAACCAAUGGCAGACUCUAAUUGAUUUACAAGAACGUAGCUAGCUCUUAAAGGGGUUGGAUCUAAUCAAAUCAAGGUGUCUAUAUUCUGGAAAGUCAUGGAAAAUCAGGGAAAUUGCCCAGCCUGGCAGCAUACACGCGGACGUAAAAUCUUUUGGUCCUUUACAUUCCAUAGCCGCAACUGAACUUGCCAUUGCUAAUGUUUGUACAAUAGGCGAUAGCGUAGAGAUCUGCGUGCCCAUCUCUUCCCGCUUUUUAUAGCUAACUGUAUGCUACGGUACAGCUGUUGUUUACUGAGUUGAAAAAGACUUUGUGGCGUCAGACCCAAUUUUUUUUUUGCCUGUGGCGAUUUUGUGCUGACUGAAAUUUACAGACGUGCUAUUCAAGUUUGAGGCAUUAAAAUUAACAUGGUGCUUAAUAAAUUCACACAAUUUGAAGAUGUGCUAAGUGAGAGAUUGGUGUAUACUAAAAUUUAGACGGUCAUCACAUUUAUUUUACAUACUUUAUAACAUAAGUUUUUCUGUAACUAUUUCCUGCCAAGCAAAUACUAAUGAUUGUAAAAUUGCAGAUACAAAGAGUGUAAUUUUAGCAAAAAAUAAAUUUUACAGUGAUCUAUAGCAUUUUAUACUUGUGAGCAUUACGGCUGUCAGAAUGGUGUCCUAAAUGGGAAGCAAGUAAAAACAUAAAGUGUUGUUUAAUAAUAGUUUAAGAAUGUUGAUGGAGCAUAAUAUUGAAGAUACUAAAAAUAAAUUUGUAAUAAGAUUGGAUUAGUGAUAAAUAUUGUAAUAAAUUUUUUUUCUUAAAUGAAUUUUUUUCUAGUAUGUGAAAGAAAACACUCCAAAAUUUAAAGUACAUGGUAAGUAUAAACACUGACAAUGCUUUGUUGAUUC
Molecule: messenger RNA, 7097 nt
Organism: Bacillus rossius redtenbacheri
Lineage: Eukaryota; Metazoa; Arthropoda; Insecta; Phasmatodea; Bacillidae
Gene: cdm
Product: importin-13
Exons: 18
Coding region: 269-3319 (1016 amino acids)
Biological process (GO): protein import into nucleus
Cellular component (GO): cytoplasm
Molecular function (GO): small GTPase binding
Source: RefSeq, a predicted model, not a curated record